This is a messenger RNA of Pedinophyceae sp. YPF-701, 744 nucleotides long. NCBI's taxonomy places the organism in Eukaryota, Viridiplantae, Chlorophyta, Pedinophyceae. The record is from the annotation of a GenBank genome assembly.
AUGUCUCGGGAGGAGUGCGUGUACGCGGCCAAGCUCGCCGAGCAGGCCGAGCGCUACGAUGAGAUGGUGGAGGAAAUGAAGAAGGUCGCCGAGAAGGCCAACGAGAGUGAGCUCACGGUCGAGGAGCGCAACCUCCUGUCGGUCGCGUACAAGAACGUCAUCGGUGCCCGGCGUGCCUCGUGGAGGAUCGUGAGCAGCAUCGAGGCCAAGGAGGAGAGCAAGGGCAACACCGACAACGUCUCCCGAAUCAAGAAGUACAGGUCGGUCAUCGAGAAGGAGCUCGAGGAAAUCUGCUCCUCCAUCCUGGACCUGCUCGACAAGUUCCUGAUCCCCUCGGCGACCUCCGGCGAGUCCAAGGUCUUCUACUUGAAGAUGAAGGGCGACUACCACCGGUACCUCGCCGAGUUCAAGACGGGCGCUGACAGGGAGGAGGCCGCCGAGCAGACCAUGCUCGCGUACAAGGCUGCCCAGGACACGGCCCUCUGCGACCUGGCGCCCACGCACCCCAUCCGCCUGGGCCUGGCGCUCAACUUCUCGGUCUUCUUCUACGAGAUCGUCAACUCGCCGGAGCGGGCCUGCCACCUCGCGAAGCAGGCCUUCGACGAGGCGAUCGCGGAGCUGGACACCCUGGGCGAGGAGAGCUACAAGGACAGCACGCUCAUCAUGCAGCUGCUGCGCGACAACCUCACCCUGUGGACUAGCGACAUGCAGGCCGACGAGGGCGCCGCCGACCAGGGCGCGUAA